Messenger RNA from Pygocentrus nattereri (red-bellied piranha), 1535 nucleotides. RefSeq names its product LHFPL tetraspan subfamily member 3 protein-like. The record is from RefSeq and is a predicted model, not a curated record. NCBI's taxonomy places the organism in Eukaryota, Metazoa, Chordata, Actinopteri, Characiformes, Serrasalmidae. Gene Ontology annotation, cellular component: plasma membrane. The transcript has 4 exons. Gene Ontology annotation, biological process: sensory perception of sound. The coding region runs from base 809 to 1489 and encodes 226 amino acids.
GAGAACGAUUCGUUGAGGAAUCGGACCUCGCUGCCUCGCUGCCUCAGUGCUGGGCUGCGGACAACGCCUGUUUGUGCGAGCUGCACCUGCGUGUCCUGAAGCUGCCGAGGGGAGACUGCUUUCUGCCUUCGGCCGGAUCGGGACGUGUUUUUAGGCAGAGACACCGGCGCCGUCGCUCCCGCGUCGCGGCCGUUCGCUCGUCUUUGUGUUGUCCUCGCAGAGGAGGCUGCUGACAGCAUGGCGUAAAGAUGAGUUUCAUGGCAGGCGGAUGGCCGCGUUUGAUCCUGAGGUAGACAUUCAGACACGUCCUCGUGUGUCGAUGUUGCAGAGGAAAAGACGCGCCUGACGUCUUCUGGGUUCGGUCGUAAGAGAGAUAAUCAGCGCCGUUGCUGACCGUUGACGUGUUUUAGUCUCAGGAGAGACACAGAUGAAGACCGGGGGGGACAGAAUUAAAGGGCAGUAAGGAAAUCGCUUUAGGAAAAACAUUAAGCGUCUGUUUCCUCUGACCAGGCGAAAUCCACGUAGUCAGGAGAGGCCAGGCCUCUGUAGCGCUUUCCAGAGUGAGGAUGGGAGGAAAGGUGAGCAUUAGGAUUCUGACAGCGGAGAGAUGCUGAACUGCAGGUUGCAGGAACGCUGAUAACCCAAGGCUGUAAUAUUUCAUUACUGUUGUAGAACGUCUCGGCUCAGGCUCAGGCUCAGGCUCAGGCUCAGGCUCGGCUCAGCUCAGGCUCAGGCUCAGGCUCAGGCUCAGGCUCAGGCUCGGCUCGGCUCGGGAUCUCGCACGCUGCAAGUUAAUUUUUUGCAGAGCAUGGUACCUGGAGCUCCGGCAGCAAUGCUCCCUGCCUCUGAAGCAGCUAAAAUCUACCAGACUAACUACAUCAGGAACUCUCGUGCUAUUGGAGUCCUGUGGGCCAUUUUCACAAUCUUGUUCGCUAUUGUGAACGUUGUGUGCUUUAUUCAGCCGUACUGGAUAGGGGACGGUGUCGACACCCCCCAGGCCGGUUACUUUGGCCUUUUCCAUUAUUGCAUCGGAAAUGGAUUGUCCCGGGAUCUGACCUGUAAAGGUAGUUUCACUGAGUUUGGCUCUAUUCCUUCGGGUGCUUUCAAGGCCGCGUCCUUUUUCGUCGGAACGUCCAUGGUUCUUGUGCUUUCCUGUAUCGGCUGUUUUGCACUGUUCUUCUUCUGUAGCACUCUCACCGUUUACAAAAUCUGCGGCUGGAUGCAGCUCGGCUCUGGUGUGUGUCUGGUGCUGGGCUGCAUGAUCUACCCUGAUGGCUGGGAUUCGGAUGAAGUGAGACGGCUGUGUGGAGAGCAAACAGGCAAAUAUACCAUAGGCGCCUGCUCUGUUCGUUGGGCCUACAUUCUAGCCAUCAUGGGCAUUCUGGAUGCACUCAUCCUCUCAUUCUUGGCAUUUGUGCUGGGCAACAGGCAGGAUGGGCUGAUGGCUGAAAAACUUCUGGCUGAGAGCAAGGAGGGUGGAACUGCCUAAAACAUGUAGUAGGAAGAUCAUCCGUCAUCUUUGCCGAAGAAAAAAA